CUGAGUCGUAUCUAUGUGGACGGCAUCGUAGCCAACACGCUGUCUGUGAAGAUCAUCUCAGGCCAGUUCCUGACCGAUAAGAAGGUGGGGACGUAUGUGGAGAUWGACAUGUUUGGUCUGCCGGUGGACACCAGAAGGAAAGGUUUUAAGACCAAGACGUCUCAGGGCAACGCUGUCAACCCUGUCUGGGAGGAGGAGGCCUUCACACUCAAGAAGGUGGUUCUGCCCACUCUGGCCUCGAUGAGGAUUUCUGUGUUUGAAGAUGGAGGGAAGUUCAUUGGCCAUCGCAUCAUUCCUGUGAAUGCCAUCCGCCCAGGUUACCACUACAUUGGUCUGAGGAAUGAGAAGAACCAGGCUCUGACCCUCCCUGCUCUGUUUGUCUAUGUAGAGGUCAAGGACUAUGUCCCUGAUACAUUCGCAGAUGUCAUCGAGGCGUUGUCCAAUCCCAUCCGUUACGUCAACCUGAUGGAGCAGAGAGCCAAUCAACUGGCAGCUCUCACUCUGGAGGAGGGAGCAGAGGAGGAGGACAGCAAAGAGGUGGAUGCAGGUGGUGAUGACCCCAUGGAGCCCGACCCCCGGGUGACCGUGCCCGCAGAGAACGGGGUCAACCACGCCCCCAUCAUCUCCCCCAAACCCCCCAGCCUUGUUAGCCACCAGCAACAGCCCACAGGUUCAGUGAAACCAGCAGUGAAGACUGAGGAUGUAAUCCAGAGUGUUCUUACAGAGAUGGAGGCCCAGACGCUGGAGGAGCUGAAGCAGCAGAAGGGCUUUGUGAGGGAGCAGAGGAAGCAGUAUAAAGAGAUGAAGGAGUUGGUCAGGAAGCACCACCGUAAGACCGGCGAGCUGAUCAAGGAGCACACGGCCAGGGCUGCAGAGCUGCAGAACCAGCACCAGCGCAGGCGCGCCGCGCUGCAGAAGAGCCACAAACGAGACGGUAAGAAAAGUAGGUCGGAGCAGUGUCUGUCGUCCCUGGAGCAGGAGCUGUGUGUGUUGGACCAGGAGUCCAGUCAGAGACUGUCCGAGCUCAAGGAGCAGCAGCAACAACAGCUACUCGCACUGAGACAGGAGCAGUAUUACAGCGAGAAGUACCAGAAGAAAGAACACAUCAAAAUGCUGGUGGAGAAGUUGACAACCAUAGCGGAGGAAUGUCAGAGUGCCCAGUUGAGGAAGAUCCGAGACAUCUGUGACAAGGAAAAGAAAGACCUGAAGAAGAAGAUGGACAAGAAAAGACAGGAGAAGAUUAAUGAAGCGAAGGCCAACAACAAGAAUGUGACAGAGGAGGAGAAGCUGGAAAUCAACAGGUCGUUUGUCAAUGAGGUGGUGCAGUAUAUCAAACGGUUGGAGGAUGCUCAGAGUAAGAGAAUGGAGAGACUACUGGAGAAGCAGAACGACAUCAGACAGCAGAUUGUGGACGAGAAACCUAAGCUGCAGACCGAGCUGGACCAGGAGUACCAGGACAAGUUCAGACGGUUGCCCCUAGAGAUCCAGGAGUUUGUCCAGGACAGCAGCAAGGCCAAGCUUAGCGACGACAGUACCCUUGGCAACCUGUCUGUCUCCUCGACGACCGAGAGGCUCAACCACAAAGCGUCACAGUCAGAGGAUGACACAGAAGACUCGUCGGAAAGAGUGUUUGACACACCCCUUUAAGACAAAUCUGAAAUGACACCCUUUUCCCUAUAUAGUGCAGUACUUUUGGCCGGAGCCUCAUAUAAGACUGUCCAAAAGUAGUGCACUAUAUAGGGAAUAGGCUUUAGAGACGAAACAUCAUUAGAGACUAAACCCUCCCCUUCCUCUGAAUUGGACAGUUCUGGUUGGUCGUUCUGGCUCGAGGUGAAAAUUGCCAUUCUAGGGACAGAUUACCCUGCGCUCACUCCUAACCUGAACCAGUAGGGGGGUUAAACAAUAUCUGACCCUGGACCAGUAAUAGGGAGUACCUACUCUGUUGUUCUAAUCAGAUAUGUAAAUACUUGUUUUGUAUUUGUAUGUGUGUUUUGUUGUUUUGCUUCGGAGCGGUGCAACCACAGGAUACGUGUAUGUGUGACUCGCCACUAACUAUGCGCAGGAACUAAGUUACAUACUUGAACCAUUGCACAGACAGAAUCAUUUCCUUUUUUGAAAAAUGUUUUUAAAUGUGUUCCUACUUUUUAAACAAGACAACGUAUUAGGUGUUAGAUGGCGUUCUCACAAUGCUGACUAUAGUGUAGGUCAGUCAGUGGUGCCAAUGUUUUGAUUUCACCGUGCACUUAGAGAAUAAUUACGAGUAGCAUUAAUAUGACAUUGGUUAAGACCAAGGCAAUGUUGAAUUUGUAACCUACAAUGGCACUGCAAUGUAACGUGAUUGCAUUUGCAAGCCCCAAAUAAAGUCCAGGCAUAGCAAGUCAAUUUCAACUUCCUGUCCAACCACUGUGGACACAGCCUUUAUUUUCUUUAUUGAAAAGUACGAAUGGCUCCUCGUGUAUAUUUUGCACCGAAGGCUUUCUACAGAGCUAACUCUUCUAUUCUUUUGUAGCCACCAAGCACUGGAGGCUUGGUGGUUUUAUUUCGUCCUCACAAAAGUAAGUCUACUCUGUUGCUGCUACCUUGUUUUAAUACUAUUGUUGUCCUAUUUUGCUUUGUAAGAUAUAAUAUUGGCCUGGCCGAGACGUACUUAUUUUAUAGUUUUAUUUUUUUCAUUUUUGUAAUGUUUUUGACACGUUAGCGUUUAGAUUGUUUAUGGUGGGGG
Messenger RNA from Salvelinus sp. IW2-2015, 2722 nucleotides. The record is from RefSeq and is a predicted model, not a curated record. Lineage: Eukaryota; Metazoa; Chordata; Actinopteri; Salmoniformes; Salmonidae.